ACUAAAGCACAAAUUCACAUUAUCUGGGUCCCUCCCAAAAACCUCCAAAAACACCUCCAUCAUAUAAUAUUAUAGACACCACAAUUGAUUAUUAUAAAGCGACCACUACUCUCAAUCAUUUCGAACCCAUUAAUCUCCUCCUUCUACGCUCCCCCCUGCCCUCUCUCCAUAUAUACUUCCCCGCCCAACCUUUGAAACUGUGACAUAACAUAUAUAUCCCAUAAGAGAAAGUUUCAAGCUUCAGGCUUCAGCCAUGUCCAUCACCGCACUUUCAGACCCAGAUAAAUUCUACAAGAAAUCAUUCCACCGAAGGAAUGAUUCUGGCGAGCUUGACGUGUUUGAGGCUGCCAGGUACUUCUCCGGAUACAAUGAAGCUGCGGGCUAUAAUGGUACAACUUUUACUCAGAAGGUCAUGAGAGAUGAGAAACAGGGUUGUAGAGUAGGCAGAAUGAGCUUAGACGUGCCAAUGAGAAACUCUUUCCCUCAACAAUCUCAUGGAGUGGAGAAGCAAAUGAAAGAAAAGAAAUACAAGCAACCAAGCUCCCCAGGUGGGAGACUGGCUAGUUUCUUGAAUUCUCUUUUCAGUCAAUCGGCUUCUAAGAAGAAGAAAUCGAAAUCCACCACACAGUCUAUGAAAGAUCAUGAAGAGGAGAGCCCUGGUGGAAGAAGGAAGAGGAGGAUCAGCAUUAGUCAUUUUCGAAGCUCAAGCACCACCGAUUCCAAGUCUAUAUAUUCUUCUUCAAGUUCAGGUUUUAGAACACCUCCUCCUUAUAAUAAUGCACAAACUCCUACAAAGAGCUACAAGGAUUUUAGAAGCUAUUCAGAUCACAAACAUGCGGUGUCCAAUUUGUCAAAGCACAAAGUUUUACAACACAAUGAGGUCUUGGAUGUCGACAGAAAGAACAAGGACGACUUGCAUUGGUUGGAUGAAAAAUUCGAAUUCAACAAAGGGUUUUCAGAAAAAUGCAAGAAUUCCUGCAGCAACGUGUUCUUGGAGAAGGAUAGGAUUUGGGUGGAUAGAUAUCAUCCAUCGGAAGAGAAGGAUCAAUUCGUGAAGUUCAGUGAGGUGGAUGAUGGUGGAGAAAGCGAUUCAAGCUCUGAUCUGUUUGAGUUGCAGAACUAUGACUUGGGUUACUGCUCAAGCGGUCUUCCUGUCUAUGAAACCACCGACAUGGAUAGCAUCAAGAGAGGAGCACCAAUUUCCAAUGGCGCUCUAUGAUACUGUAUAUUGUUCCUGUGUUGAUUUAUUCUUACUUCUUGUUGAUGUUAGAAUCUGUGAGAAAGAAAAAAAAAUCUUCAAGAUUUUUGCUUUUCUUCUUCUUUUUCUCGUCCUCUUUGAAAGUUCUUCCAGUUCUUUUCUCUGUAUGUACAGUUCCGAAUGUUUGUUUGUCUUUCCUUUUUUUUCUUUUUUCCUUUUUUUUUUCUUUUGUUUUUUCUUGCUUUUCUGGCUGUGUUGGGAGUGCAAGAACAUCAAAAGUCCACCAGUGGAGUGACUUGAUUA
Messenger RNA from Alnus glutinosa, 1501 nucleotides. RefSeq names its product protein BIG GRAIN 1-like E. Bases 254 to 1219 code for a protein of 321 amino acids. The record is from RefSeq and is a predicted model, not a curated record. NCBI's taxonomy places the organism in Eukaryota, Viridiplantae, Streptophyta, Magnoliopsida, Fagales, Betulaceae. The transcript has a single exon. Gene Ontology annotation, biological process: auxin-activated signaling pathway.